GUCAACUACCUACUAUUCUGUUGCGAAAUGAUUCAACGCACAUAAUGUUUUAGAACGACCUUCUCAUUGGAAUCAACAGUCAAGCUGACCACCCUAUACAGCGUGCUUUGUUUGUUUAUUUAUUUCAUUCACAGUUAUGUGCCGUUCUUCGUUUGAGGCCCGCCGUGUGUAUACCGUUUAUACCUACGGUAUGUGAUAUAGGCAACUGCAUUCCCAUCACUUAACAAUUGUACCAAACGACAUGUACUGGGACGCGAUACCACUGGAACCGUUCGAGCUGAUCCUGGGGCAGUUGAAAUUACAGGACAAACUGGCUUGUUCCCUUGUGUGCCAACAUUGGAACAGAACUCUUUUCAGCAGCCCGUCACUAGUGCGGGACAUUGUGUUUGCGAUUGGGCCCCGUUGGUCUCAAGAUCUACAGGAUCUUGUGAGGGCAAGUACCAGGAACUAUCGACGUCUGUUGAUUGUGCUAACCGAUGGUACUUGGAGGGUUAAGGUGAAUGAGCUGAUAGCGGAGGUUUCUCAGCGAUGGACCAUCAAGAGUGUUUCGCUCAUCGGGGAGCCCGUGAAUUUACUGGACUGCUUCAGAUGGAACGUUGCCAUGUUCGAUGCAUUGACGGAGCUGUCCUUGGAAUUUACUGUUGAAAGCGCUUGGACGAAAUUAUCCGCACAGGACGUGGAACUUAAACAUUUACAGAAGCUGCAUUAUCUCCAAGUAUAUGUAGGCACCAAAUAUGAACGGUUGAUUGUUCGAUUUUUCGUUCCAAAUCUCAAGGAGCUGUACAUUGUGACGGAUUCUCUUGCCAACCAAGAUGUCAUGUAUUGGGAAGAUCCCAUGAUAGAAAUUUACAACUGUUCAAAACUGAGCCGUCUUGAGUUAGACUUAAAUAGCACGAUGUGGGUAGAUUUUUUCAAAGUUGAAAGACCGUCCAUGGAACGACUUGUAAUAAGAAGGGCGUACGAUGAUUACGACGAAAGAAACUGGGAUGAGAUUUUCCAAAGGAUGUCCAACCUCCGUGAUAUUGAGGUGUUUUUUGCAUCUGAUGCGAUUUUGGCAAGUGUGAAUCGCAACUGCAUGAAACUUGAACGAUUUCUUAUGAAUGGAUUUUGUUUGCAUGAAGGCUCAUUCGGAAAUAGUAUGAAUAUCUCUUCUUUGCGCAGCCUUCACGUGGAUGGAUUGCUAAAUGGUUCGUUGUAUUCAAACAUGUGUACGUUGCAUUUGACGAAUCUGCAGGAAUUAGUUUGGAAGUAUGUUGAAUUGGUCCCAACCCAAGAAAAACUUAUCAUUGUAGCUCCGGCUUUGCACGAGAUCACUUUGAGGGCUUGCGACUACAAGCGGUUUCAACUUGUAGUAGGGAACACGCUGACACAUGCCGAUAUUGAUUUUACGGAACCACAAGUAACAACUCCCAACUUCUUUUCAUCAAUGGGAAACCUUCUGAAUUUGAGCCUUCAGGUCACUGGUCCAGCAAAUCAACUUGUUCCGGAAAUGUUUUACCUAUCGAAUCUGAGACGAUUUGAACUGACUUGUUCAACUGAACGCCAUGCAUAUACCAUCGAUGAAUUGUUUCAAAGCAUUUGCACCAGCUGCAAUUUGUUAGAAGUUUUCGAGCUACGAAACGAGCACGAAGAACUGCUCAAUUUGUCGUAUAGGAGUUUUGCUGAGCUUCGAAGGUUAGAGCUACUCAAAAAAUUGGUGCUGCAUUAUAUUAACCUGCACAGUGUUCCGGACAAGUCAUGUUUGAUGAUAGGGAAAAUACCUCAUAUGGAUUUUUAUGGCAGUAACGUGAGUUCGGCCUCUGAGCAGCAGAUAACCGGCCUUCCGGUUACGAGUAUGGUGCAUGAAUCCAGUACACAGCGGAAGAUGACGUGAGUUCAACAAUUGCAUCGCCCCGCAUUAGUACAAAUUCAAUUGAUCGUCAUUCGUUUCAGUAAGUGCCACUCAAAACAUCACGAUUUAAUAAAAAAAAGCUCUGUAAAAACACGAAUCAGUAAAGUAGCUGAUGUUCUAAUGUUCUCAAGUAUUAAUUUCCUAGAUUAAUUUGUAAUAGCUAGAUACUAUUUAUUAAGAAAUAUUUUCCCUCGAUUUACAUUAAU
Uranotaenia lowii is the source of this 2097-nucleotide messenger RNA. RefSeq lists its product as uncharacterized. Gene Ontology annotation, molecular function: protein binding. Bases 242 to 1873 code for a protein of 543 amino acids. The transcript is spliced from 2 exons. NCBI's taxonomy places the organism in Eukaryota, Metazoa, Arthropoda, Insecta, Diptera, Culicidae. The record is from RefSeq and is a predicted model, not a curated record.